This is a messenger RNA of Aethina tumida (small hive beetle), 2726 nucleotides long. It is a transcript of the gene tkv, whose product is annotated as bone morphogenetic protein receptor type-1B. The transcript has 4 exons. Gene Ontology annotation, molecular function: transforming growth factor beta receptor activity, type I; SMAD binding; ATP binding. Gene Ontology annotation, biological process: dorsal/ventral pattern formation; BMP signaling pathway; protein phosphorylation. The coding region runs from base 334 to 1794 and encodes 486 amino acids. The record is from RefSeq and is a predicted model, not a curated record. Lineage: Eukaryota; Metazoa; Arthropoda; Insecta; Coleoptera; Nitidulidae. Gene Ontology annotation, cellular component: signaling receptor complex; plasma membrane.
CCAGUGCAACGCAACUUUUCGCCGCGACUGUACCGCUAUGUGCGGAACUCGAGGGUCACAAAUCCUCCCCUAAUCCACUUCCGACCACCCUUUUCAUCACAAUCGUCGUCGAUUCGCGGAGGUUAACGAACCAUCAUCCCUUACAAAUAUAAGUGUGCUUGUCUCAGUGUGUGUGUCUGUGUGCAGAGAGAGAAAAAAGCCAGUGAUUGUUUAAAAUGACAUACAAUUUCGGCGGAUUUGAUUAUAGGGGCUGGUAAAAGUGUUGGGCACGCACCGGUCAUUAUCUAAAAGGAAAAAAUUGCCAGUGGAGCGGGGAAAAACGGAGGCGUUUCAAUGACAGUGAGACGAUGUUACUGCGAGGGCCACUGCCCCAACCCCGAUCACGUCAACGGGACCUGCGAAAUCAAACCCGGUGGAAAAUGCUUCACCGCCGUUGUACUCGGCGACGACAGAGAAGAAGUUAGGACUUAUGGCUGUCUGUCCGCCGACGAGCGAGGGCUGAUGCAGUGCAAGGGUCAUCUGGUGCCGCACGAGCAAAGCAAAACUAUCCAGUGCUGCGACGAUUCGGACCUCUGCAACCGCAACCUGAAGCCGAUAUUGCUGCACAAGCCGACCACCAACACGCCAGACUUCCACGACGACAGUCUGCCUGUGGUGGUGCUCCUCACCUCCGUCACUCUAUGCAUCUCGAUAAUCCUGGUGAUCGCCGCCCUACUCUACCUCAAGUACCGCCGGAAGGAGAUGCAACGGAAAUGCGGCCUGUACGCGAGCGAGAAGUACCCGAACGUCGAGAUCCACGGACCGCUGAACGACUUGAUCGAACAGUCGAGCGGUUCCGGUUCCGGAUUGCCGCUUCUGGUGCAACGAACGAUCUCCAAGCAGAUCGAAAUGAUCAGUUCGGUGGGAAAGGGACGGUACGGCGAGGUGUGGCUGGCAAAAUGGAGGGGACAAAAGGUGGCUGUCAAAGUUUUCUUCACUACCGAAGAACAGUCCUGGUUUAGGGAGACCGAAAUCUACCAGACAGUCUUGAUGAGACACGACAACAUUUUAGGCUUCAUAGCAGCCGACAUUAAAGGCACAGGCUCAUGGACCCAAAUGUUGCUCAUCACAGAUUAUCACGAGAACGGCUCCCUGUACGAUUAUCUGCAAACCAACCGUUUGGAUCCCUCGUCUUUGUUGCUGAUGGCUCAGAGCAUCGCUAGUGGAUUAUGCCAUCUCCAUUUGGAGGUGUUCGGAACGCGAGGCAAACCUUCCAUCGCGCACAGAGAUAUUAAAAGUAAGAAUAUUCUGGUCAAGCGCAAUGGGGAGUGUUGCAUCGCCGAUUUUGGACUGGCGGUCAAGUUCUUGUCCGACACACGUGAAAUCGACGUACCUCCAAAUGCCCGGAGUGGCACCAGAAGGUAUAUGGCCCCAGAAUUGCUGGACAACACAGUGAACGUGCACAACUUCGAGGCCCACAAGAGCGCCGACAUGUACGCGUUCGGUCUGGUCUUGUGGGAGAUGUCGCGUCGAUGCGCAACAGGCGACAAACUCAAGUGCUCCGAGGAGUACCAAGUGCCCUAUUACGAUUGCGUGCCGUGCGAUCCGAGUUUUGAGGACAUGCAGCAAGUUGUAUGUGUGAAAAAAAUCCGUCCUCAGAUACCCCAAAGGUGGGAAACAGACAAUGUCCUGCUGAUUUUAAGUAGGGUGAUGCAGGAGUGUUGGAACGCCAGUCCCGCCGUCCGACUGACCGCGUUGAGGGUGAAGAAAACGUUAGCGAAGAUCGAUACGGACACUUCGAUAAAAAUUGUGUAGUGUGGAUAAUCUCUGUGUAAAUUGUAUAUCCGUUUGAUUCGGUGUAGUAGACGAAUUAUAUAAAAGUUUUGUUUGUAUUUCUAUUUGGAAAUAUGUUUUGGAAAGCUUUAAGUAUUUCUUUAGGGCACACGAUAUACAAUUGUACUUUGUUUAAGAUUGUACAUAUGACAAAUUAGUUUUUAAGUUGUACAUAACUUGUUCAUAAGUUAAAAAGAAUGUUAUAUAAUACAAAUAUAUAUAUGAAUAUAUUCUAAGAAGUCAAAGUACCUAUACACUCACGAAAUACAAGUCUUUUGACAAUAUUAAACCAGUCCAAUUUUACCCAUACAAUAACUCAAACCUGUAUAGACAGGGUGAAGAAAUUCUCUCAAAUUUUAUACUCUUUGUUGCCAUUCAAUGUUAAUUAAAUUCCUAACCAGUGCCAUUUAAUUUCUACAAUAACGUAACUUGGGUUAUUGUAUUUAUGCAACACUCUGACCUAUCAAAAUUUAUUUUAUUUUGGUGCUCGAUGAGCCUCUAAAACGAAACGAAACCAUCAACACACUUGUUACAACUGCACUGAUUUAUUAUUGAAAUUUUAUUACUGUUUUUAUUUGUAUUUGCUCAAUUUCCGUAUAAGUGCAAUGAUUCAUGUAUAUUUUUUGUUUGACCUCUGUCUCUCACUGAUGUUCCUUCUUAUUUCCUCCCUGUAAAACUUUUUGAGUUAAACAGAUUUGUUAAUUAAAAAAAAGAUUGUAUAACGAUAGGCCGUGUGACUGUUGUAUGUGCAUUUACAUUUGUAAAUAUCCAUCGUUUUAUAUUAUUGUUUAUGUGGAUGAGACGAGAGCGAUUUUGAAUGUGCAGUAAAUUAACUGCAAGACUGAUAUUUUGAAUGUUGUGUUUUUUUGUGUAUAAAGUAAUUAUAUGUAAUAAAAAUAGUUUAUAGAAAAUUA